Pelagomonas calceolata is the source of this 3781-nucleotide messenger RNA. NCBI's taxonomy places the organism in Eukaryota, Pelagophyceae, Pelagomonadales, Pelagomonadaceae. The record is from the annotation of a GenBank genome assembly.
CUUCCUUAAUUAUUUAUUUAUCAUAACAGCGUACCUCCUUCUAAGCAGAACCGCCUCGGCAAACCCCCCCGAACAAUGUGCAACGUUCGCCCGUUCAAUCAACUUGCCCCGCGACUUCCCGCAGGCGACGGACCGCGGCGACGCCUUCGGCAGGGCGCUCGCCACAGCGCGGUAUACAUACUAGAACCCCCUAGCGUUGGUUUAACCCUUCUUGUCCACUGCCGGUCGGACGGCGGGGGACGGCUGCCCGGGCGGCGCGCCGCCGCCCCGUCCCGCAGAGGCCGCCCGAGGCCGAGGUCAAGAUGCCCAUGCUCCAGUACGCCGAGGUCGACGAGAAGGCCUGGCGGCCCUUAGAGAUCCAGGAGCGGCUCGACGCCUACUAUUCCUUCCGGGAGGCGCGCCACGAGGAGCUGAAGCCGCUGCCGAAGAAGGCGGACCCCUUCGCGCACCGCGAGCUCAGCUUCAUCCCCGCCGAGUCGCUGGGCACGCUGCCCGAGACGGCGCACAUGACCAUCGCCGCGCGCCGGGCGUUCUUCAACCCCAAGAGCCGCGAGGAGAUCAUCGCGGACCUCGAGAAGCGCCGGCUCGAGGCCGAGGCGCGCCAGGCCGCGCGGGAGGAGGCGGAGCGGCUCGCCCUGCGGGAGGCCGAGGCCGCGGCCGAGGCCGAGGCCGCGCGCCUCGAGGCGGAGCAGGACGCCGCGGACGAGGCCGCCGGCAAGAAGAAGAAGAAAAAGCGGAAGAAGAAGAAGAAGGCCGCGGGCGGCAGCCGGCCCGCGUCGGCGGCCGUCGAGCGGCCCAAGGUCGCGGCCGCGAAGCGGCCGCUCAGCGCGCCGGCGAAGAUCGCGCGGGCCCUGCCCAUCCGGACCUACGCGACGGAGUUCCGGGGCGCGGUGCGCGGCCUGCCGGACGCGCCGACCUGCGACGUCAAGGCCGCGCCCGGGUCGCGGACGGGCCACCGCUCCGCGAUCCUGUCGGACAAGGAGGUGUACGCGGUCAAGGAGCCGAGCGUCGAGGACGGCCCCGUCGACCCGGACCCGACGCCGCGGAACGCGGACGGCACGCCGCGCGAGCACCGGACCGUCGAGUUCACGGGCACGCUGCUCAUGCGGCUCACGAGCGCGACGCCCUGGGCGAACGUGCGCUACACGCUCGACGGCAGCGCGGUCAAGCGCACGUCGCGGAUCUACCGACGGCCGCUCGAGCUGAGCAACCACUGCGUCGUGCGCUGCGUGACGUCGAAGCGGGGCUGGUCGUCCGGCGAGCUGAUCGUGCGCUUCGUGCGCAUGGCCGACAAGCGGGGCAUCAAGGAGAAGAUGCUGAACGCGGCGAAGCGCGGCGCGGCGCUCGGCCUCGUGGACCAGCGGCGCAUCUCCCGGGGCGACGCGCCCGACGCCGUCGAGGACAUGGACGACACGCAGCUGCUCCUGCGGGCGGUGCUCGCGCAGGACGUGCCCUCCGUGCGGGAGAUCGUCAGCGGCGGCGCGGCGUCGCCCGACGGCGGCGGCCUGGGGACGCCGACGCCGCUGGUGCUGGCCUGCGAGAAGGGCGCGACGCUCGUCGCCCAGGUGCUGGUCGGCCACAAGGCCGCGAUGCAGCUCCCCGCGGAGGGCAUGGUGACGCCCCUGCAGGCGGCCUGCGGCGCCGGCGCGCUCGCGUGCGCCCGGCUGCUGAUCGACGCGGGCUGCCCGCCGACGGGCGGCGCGGCGGACGAAAUGGGGCGCGUCGCGAUCCACCGGGCCGCCGCCCGGGGCGCCGCCAAGUGCUGCGAGGCGCUGCUGCGGGCCGGGGCCGCCGUCGACGCCGCGGACAAGGAGGGCGACCAGGCCCUCCACGCCCUGUGCGCGAACGUGGCGGGCCCGGCGGCGGGCGAGCUCCCGCGCGGCAUGGAGGUGCCCGACUACCUGGCGUGCGCCAAGGUCCUCGUCGACGCCGGCGCGCCGCUCGAAGCGAAGGGCGCCGGCAAGAAGCCCCUGGCGCUCGCCGCCCUGCGGGCGGCGUCGGCGACGUCCACGGCGCAGGCGGACCUGGCCAACGCCCUCUCGGAGCUGCUGCUGGCAGCGGGCGCGAAGCCGCCGCCGCCGCCGGGCGAGGAGAAGAAGGGCGGCGGCAAGAAGAAGAAGUAGCGGCGGCGGCGCGUAAGACGCCCGUGGAGUGUUCCGGUGCCGGGGUUUCGCGUAGUGCGGCUAGCCCCUCUCGCGCGGACCCCGGAUGCGUCGCCACAGCGCAGGCCUUCGCUCCCCCGAUUCGCCGAUGAUCAACGAUGGUUAGUAACUCUGUCCUAGCCCGACGGAUGGGUCCCGGAGGAGCGGGAGCGACUAGUCACUAGAACUAGAACCCAAACCAAACCGAGCGUUUCGUGCGGGGUGUGGGGGGCUAAAAACCCGUCGUCGUCGAGAAGAGAUUAUAAUAUUACUCGGCUCUGAGCAGAGUUAAUACACUAUAUAGGACCCCUUUGGUCGGCGCGGCGGCGGGCACGGAUUGCACUCAGAACUCCGGGGGCAGCGUCGCGGCGCUCAAGCUGCCGCCCCAUGCCGCCCCCCCCGCCGCCGCCGCCCCCCGAGGACGCCGGCGACGACGCGCGCGCCUCGGCGGCGGCCGCCCUGCGCGCCCGGUACGCGCGGAGCCUCGGCGGUGCGCCCGAGUACGGCGGCACGGACCGCCGGCGGCGCGCGGCGCCGGCGCGGUCGCCGGAGUCGCCGCCGCCGGCCCGCCGACGCUCGCCGCGCGCGGAGGGGGGUGGCGGGCGGCGGACGGAGGGCGACGGCCCGGCGCCGCGGCGCCGGCCGACCGCCAGCGACGACGGCGACGACGAACACGCGGCGCCUCGGCGCGUGGGCUCUCCGAGGACCGGCGGCGACCGGACGCCGCCGCGCCGCUGGGGCGACGGGUCGCGCGAGGCCGCGGACGACCCGGCGCCGCGCCGCCGCGACCGCCGCGCCGCCGACGACCGGACGCGGCGCCGGCGUGACGACGGGAGGCGCGACGCCGCCGCAGCCGACGCCGGCGACGGCUCGCCCGCCGCGGGCGGCGCCGAGGCGUCCCCGCGGCGCCGGCACCGGGGGCGCAAUGGCGCCGCCGGCGGCUCGCCGCGCCGGUCGCGCUCGCCCGCGGCCGCAGCCGGCGCCGACGCGCCCCCGCGGCGCCGGGACCGGAGGCGCGGCCGCGACGGCGACGGCUCGCCGCGCCGGUCGCGCUCGCCCGCGGCCGCAGCCGGCGCCGAGGCGCCCCCGCGUCGCGACGGCGACGACGCGGUCGGCGCGCGCCUCGACGACGCGCUGGCGCGGGGCCUCGCGCGCCGGGACGCGGCCGCGGCCCGCGCGACCGCGGGCGCGGCGGCGAAGACGCCCGCCGUCUUCGACGGGCGCGCCAUCCCGUUCGUGCUGCGGCGGCUCCACGCCUUCGUGACCGCGCCGGCGCCGGGCGGCGGCGCCACGGUCGUGCGCUGCUUCAUCGAGCGGACGCGGUCGGGCGCGCACGCGCUCUUCCCGCUCUACAAGCUCUACGCGGACCACGAGGACGGCACGGGCCGCCUGCUGCUGGCCGCCCGCAAGGUGCCCGCGGCGUCGCCCUACUACGCCAUCUCGACCGCGGCGUCCGACGCUGCGUGGAACUCAACCAGUGAGUCCGGUUAUCCCGAGAUGUAUUGCGGGGACCUUGGUGAACCUCCACGCCAUCGAACCGACGCGGUCGCGGCGACACCGCCGCGUUGACGGCGUGGGGCGCCCGAAAUUUGAUGCCCACGCAGGUCCGACGUCUACAAGGCGCGCGCCAAGCGGAGCAG